Messenger RNA from Nematostella vectensis (starlet sea anemone), 5604 nucleotides. Its product is annotated as trichohyalin. NCBI's taxonomy places the organism in Eukaryota, Metazoa, Cnidaria, Anthozoa, Actiniaria, Edwardsiidae. Gene Ontology annotation, biological process: intraciliary transport. The record is from RefSeq and is a predicted model, not a curated record. Bases 497 to 5356 code for a protein of 1619 amino acids. Gene Ontology annotation, cellular component: axoneme. The transcript is spliced from 6 exons.
UGUUAAACAUGGCAACGAGUCACUAGAUUAUUUGUUGAACUUAUGUGAAGGAUUGCUGGAAGACACAAGCUGUCAAAAGUGAUCACGAAAACGAGAUCACGAAAAAAAAAGUGUAAAUUGGGAGAUCUGCGAUAUCUGGAGAAUUUCAGGAAGAGGGAAUUUGUCAGCAGGAAUUCUCCGAGACGAGCAAUUUAUCUUAGCGACGAAACUUGCUUUGACAGUUCCUAGACCCUCCUCCGCUAUUUUCGGCAGUCAGCAUGAUCGAAGGGCUUUGGGGACGAGAAUGGAAUUUGUGUGAGCUCAGGUGAAGCAAGCCUUGAGAUAAUCGCAUUGCCCGCUUGUCUAUAAGCAUUUGACUGAUCGCCUUUUUAAGACAACCCUACCACCACACAGCCAGAGCACUGCCAUUAGACUGAUCACUAAACUGAAGAAAAUAACCUCAACGCCGAACACCUAUGACAAAUAUAGACGAUGACUUGAUGUCGAUAUUAUCAUUAUGCUGGAGCAGGAGGCUCAUGUCGCCCCACUGACACAAGCAAACGUCCUGAAGCAUCAAUCGCAAAUCAUUCUAGACCAAGCCUCGACAGUUAAGCCGACUGGAAAAAAAAACGUCGUGGAGUUGGGCCGACAUAGAUCGGAGGGCGACGGCGAAAGUGCCAAAGCUAUCCUCGACGAACAUGGGAGAAUGAACUCUGCUGACCCCGUGAGUGACGAUAAACAUUUUAGUAGAGCGUCUAUUUGGAAAGAGGAGGAGAGAGGAGAUAAAACUCAGGAUGCGUCAGGAAAAAAUCCCAACACAACCAGUAUCGACGGGGAACAUAACGCAGAGAAGAGAGAAGAUGUUGAGAACGACAACACUCAAGGUGAAUCAGGAGAAGGAACGAGAAAACACAUUGAUAAUGGCGAUGAGAGGAAAGACACGAAUGAUGACGAUGAGACGAAACAUGAAGAUUUUAAUGCCUCAGAAGAACAUUCUCUAAAAACGAACAACGACGAUAGCAAAGAUAAAACAGGGAGAAAGAGCAAUCAAGAGGCUCCCGCUAGUCAGGGUGUUUUAAAAAACAAUACUACAGCUAACGAAGGCGAUAUCAAUGCAUCUGGUGACUUGAAUGGUGAAGGCAAUAUAAAUAAAGCCAAUUUGACGGAGCAAGAUGAAAGCACAAGCACAAUUAAGGCUAACGAGGAAAAUACUCAAACGAAUUCUAAUCCAACAAGUGCUGAUAAUAAUGAUGUUCAAAGUACGAAAAAUAACGAUGAGUCCGAGGCUAAUCCACAAACGAGUGUUCAAGGGGACAAAGAAGACGAUGUAAAACCUAAAAACUACGAAGGAAACGUUGAGGAUCUGGGAGGUGUUCAGAAAAAGGAUGAAAGUGUGAAAGAUGAGGAUGAAGAGGAAGAGAGUGAACAGGAAGAGGAUAAAUACGAGGAGAAAAAAGUAAAAUAUCUUACGUAUGAGAGUAGUGAUGAGCAAAUGUACGAUACUGAUGACCUGAACGACGAUGACACGCGAGGCGAAUAUGACGAUUAUGAAGAGAUGCUACGUAAACAGAUGGAAGAGGCUGAAACUCCGACAGAAAGCGAAAGUGAGGAUGAGGAAAAACCCGAACACAAGCCAAGGGAAGAUAGCGAGGACGUGACCUCAAGGACAAGUAGUGAUUUUACAUUGGCGACCGAAAGUGAGGAGGAGGAAGAAGAGGAGGAGGAGGAGGAGGAGGAUGAUGAGUUGAUAGGCGACCCAGAUGUUCUCGAGGCCUUAAAAACAGCUAAAGCACGCGAGAACGAAGAUCUUUUGCUGCUUGCCGCUGAUGCAGACGGUAAUGAAGAAAGUGAUUACACGAUAACGGAAGACGAGGGCAGUGUAGUAAGCAGUAUCCCUACUUUCUACGAGGGUGAACAGAAGUUGGAGGACGAUGAAGAUGAACCGACCAGUCGAACAUCAACAGCACUGGAUGAACAACCAUCAGAGGACGCGGAAAUGUCACGUGUGCAAAGCGAGAGUGAAGAGUUGUCAGACGACAUAGGCAGCGAUAUAAGAACUCCCUCCAUUCCUUUAUUACAACAAAAGACAGUAGCUCGCCCUCCGACACGACUAGUUAGUGGCAAGUCCGCAACUCCGAGUCCUGAAUCAGAUUCCGAAAAGUUCGAUGAAUUUGAGGGAACUGUUUUCGAUGUUGAAGAUGCAAAAUUUGAAGCAAGUCCCUCUCAGUCACGUGCUUAUGCAUCUAGCGCCCGCACUCCUCUCCAUCCGAUUAAAGCAAAAUAUGGACAGCGGUCUGCCAACUCACCCGGCCCUGAUCAGAGAGGGAGACUGAGUGCAUCAUAUGCACCUCUUCGUUGUCACGUGGCAACACCGUCAAUACAAAGCAGGAAGAAAAGAACCACACGGAUCUCUAAUAAUCAAUCUAAGGUCUCUAAAAUGACUGGCGUUUCUAAACAAAAUCCCAGACCCAGGAGACCAAGACGAGAGAGACACGUUGAGGUUGAUGAUUUGAGCUCUGAUGAGUGCGAAGCAGUGGAAAAUCAAAAUGAAAUUAAGAAGAAAAAGCGCCGAAAAAAGAGCAGGAGGACCAGUAAUACGCAGCCAAGCGAUAGGCGGGCUACUAGUGACUCUGCGUUCUUCGAGAGUGGAACAGUAAGCAGAGAGCAAAGCUCGCCAAGCUUAGCUCCAAGCGACAGCCCGUACAGUGGCAACAGCUCAGGGGAGGAUUGGGACAUUUACUCGUCCGCACAACCUACAGCUGUACACGACCUUCCUGAUGAGCCCUAUGAAAACCGACCACCUUCUGAUGAUCAAUGCCAUUAUAAGGAAAGACCACCCUCGUUAAGUCGAACCCCAGAGGUGGGUUCUGGUCAUCGAACUCCAUCCGCUGCUUCCUCGGGCUACUAUCGUAGAACAUCGCCGGUGGAAAGUCAUCGAUCUAACAGCACUGUCCAAUCAUUGGCCUCUUCUCGGUAUACCGGACAGACAUCGAUUAUUAGCAGGAUUCGAGUGGUUAAUAACAGGCCUUCAUCGGUAGGUAGGAGACCAUACUGGCCUGUUGAUGGCCGACUGAGGAAUUUACCGCCGCUAAAAGAGAGGAAGAGGCAGGAGGAGAAGGAGACACACUGGACCACAAAAAUGAUGGCAUUGAUCGAGAAGAGCGCACAAACAAAACAAAAAACAAAGAAUAAGAAAUCUCUAUCAGCCGACUCACAACCUUUGCAAGUGUCAACUGUUGUACAGCGAGCACUCUCUGCUAACAGGAAAAGGGUGACCAAACUCCACAACACAGUUGAAGAACUUCAGCAAGAGGUUGAUGAUCUUCGCAAGGAGAACAGAAUGCUUAAGAAAGUAAACAUGAGACAGGAGAGAGAUUUACGACAUGUUGAUCAAGAAGAAGCAGCUUUACCCAUGCUACUGCAGCGACACAGUGCUGAAAUGAGGACACUUCGCGAGCGCUUGAAGCGCAACAAGCAGGAUUUGAUCAGAAAAGAGAAAGAAGCACAUGACCAUGACGCAGAGAUUAAUAUAUUACGGGACAAACUCAGCCACUUCAAGCAGCUGGCUAAUAAUAAGAAACUUGAAGAGCGUGAAAAAUUAGCUCAAAGACUGGAAAGAGUUGAACAGGAAAUGGCUGCUAAGGAUAAAAAGAUAUCUGAGUUGCAAAAGACCAUCAAUAUGUCAGAAAAGGCAAGACAGAGAGAGCUCAAGGAACACCGUAACCGGUACAAAAACGCCAAGGAGGAGCUCAAAAAAGUCCAGGACGAUUUUGCAGCGCUGAGACAGAAACUCCAGGAGAAAGAAAAACAGCUAGAACAGACAAAUAUUUAUCAUCAGCAAAUACAGCGUGGGAAGAAAAAAGGAGAAAUUUUGGCGCUCCCUGCUAGCUCAGAGGCCCCACAAACAGUGGCUGAUCACGAAAGAUUGACGAACUGCGCCGAACGUAAGCCGAACAACGUACAUAGUAUUCUCGAGGAAAACGAAAUGUUGUCGGACCGUUCCGAACACAAGCCAAAAUCCUUCUUCAUGACUCAUGCACCUAGCGAUACGGCGUCUGUUGCCACUGAAGUACCGAGCAUGCGCAGUAGUGAUAAGGAAACCGUGAGGUCUGAUGGGAAAGAUGUGGACGAUAGCGGAAGUCUUGAGCUACGCAGACAGCGAGAAGAGGCGAGAAGGCUAGAGGAACAGAGACGGCGAGAAGAGGAAGAGAGGACCAGAAGAGAGAAGGAGGAGGCGCAGAGGAGGGAGGAAGAGGAAGCGCUGAUGAAAAGAGAAGAGGAAGAGCGUAGGGAUGCGGAGAGAAAACGGGAGGCGGAAAGGAAAAUUAGAGAGGAAGAGGAAGCGAGACUUAGAAAGCAGAAAGAUGAGGAGGAUGAGCGGACAAGAAGGGAAAAGGAGCAAGCAGAACGAAAGUUCGAGGAGGAUGAUGAAGCACGCAGAAAAAAGGACCUCCUUCUUGCAAGAAUGCGAGCUAUCGAUAAUCAGCAGAAACCAAACGGCAUCAUCGACGAGGGGCUUGACUUCUCAUCAAAACAAACCAAACCGAAGAAAACACCGAUAUUCCUCCAGGGAUCUAUAGAUAAACCCAAGCCUCCGGAAGAGCCAAAGAAAAAAAAUGAAAACGAACUAUUAACCGAAAACAAUCGGAAAAUGUCCGGUGCAAGUUCCACUCGGUCCAAACACAGUGUUUCUUACGAUUUUAAAGAAAGUGUUCAGAACUUGCAUCAUGGGCUGCCUGCUCACCCUUCCGAACAGCACUUCCGGUUAUCAAGUAGUAAGAAAAGCGUCCAAGAUGACGACUUGAGUUUCGGUUCUUAUAAACCUUCACUGGGAAGACGAGAGGAGCCAGCUUAUAACCCAUCGUUUGCUAGCGAACCGAGCAAGCCCGCUAGGAGAACGAGUGGUCUAGACUUUGGUCGAGACAAACUAGCUAAGGAGGCUUCGGUAGAAAAAGAUGAUCCAGUAUUCGGUGGGUACCAGCCAACCUUUGCAAACAAACCUAAUAAGGAACCAAAGUCGCAGCGAGAUGAUACCGAUGAUAUCUUCGGCGCUGUUCGGAGACAGCCGAGGAGACCUCGAGGGGAAGCGACAAAUCGGACGGCAGCGUUCGGUGACGAUCUCUUCAGCGACGGCAAACCCGAUAAGAACGAUGAACCUUUAUUCGGAAAUGACGGGAUUUCUGGUCCAACCCCUAAGGUUGCAAAGGGCAGUUAUCCUUGGGAGAAUAAAGUCAGUGUGGCUAGUAAGAAAGAGGACGAUAGCUUGUUGCCGAGGAGAAAAAAAAUACAGGGUUUCGGACAGGGGGCCGAGACGAGAGCUGUGGGGAACGCACUAAAUGACACCCUAGAGGAUGAUAUUGAAGAAGUCAUAUUAUAGAUCUAAGAAAUCUUUAUUGUUGAAUUUUUGUCGUUUUUUUUGUCUGAAAUCGUCAACUUUUUUAGAUCUUUAUAUAAAAUAACAAAUCCUGUACAAAGUGUGCAUAUAUUUAUAUGUAUAAAAAAGUCUGGACAAAAAGCCAUACACAGAGUGUCUAUGUACUCUAUGUACUAUGUACUGAAAUAAUUGAAACAUGAAGUUUUCAUUAUUUUAUCUUGACGAAAAUUAAAACCAACUUGAUAUAUAGA